AAGCAGGUCUUGUAGGGAGCACAUUACUGACAUCAGAUCUGGAAUUUCGUAAGUGAUCAGUGACAAAGAAUUUCAGUUAUUGCAUUGUUCUCAUGACCAUGGAGUAACAGGGAGAAUAAUGAUCGGGAAGCUCCUGUUAGCCGUUGCCGUGGCCAAUGCGUUUCUAGUGAUAUCCAUCCACACGCAUCCUGUGGAACAAGAUGGAGGUGAUUUCCAUGUGGCUCAAGAGACUCAUUGUGUUCAUGACUUUCCCAAAAUUGAGGACAUUCCUCAUCCCGUGCAACUCAAGUCUGUCAAUUCCAAGAGAGACAAGCGCUCACCCGAGCACCAAAUGAGGAUUCAAGUGUUUUAUCACAAAAGCGUUGACGAACUGAGUAAAAUACAGCAGGAAAUCGUCAGAGCUCAGAUAGUUCCUAAUGCCGUUUCAUUUUGGGAAAACGCUCUGAAAGUCCGCCGAAAUGUUGGAGCUAUUCACCUGAACCGAAAAUGUGAAAACAAUCAAUACUUCAUGGCAGAAGAUGACCCGACGCAAUAUUGCAAGAACCAGUGUGUGGAAACCAAAUGCGGCGAAUUUGUGGUGCCCGAGGAGCAUUUGAAGUCAUGCCAUACUUGUGACUCGUUUGGACGAGACUGCAAGAAAGUCACCGACGAAGGACCCGGUGUGAAUAACACGGAUUUUGUGCUCUACGUCUCGGCAAUUCCCACCAAGCAAUGUGGAGAGAGCAUUGGAGAGCAAGCCUCAACCGUGGCUUAUGCCGCUCAUUGUCAACAGGAGAUUGAGUUCGAUCGGCCGGUGGCUGGUCACACCAAUAUUUGCCCGGCAGCCAUCAAACCCGAUGAGGUCCAGGGCCUCUCAUCCACGUUCAAGCACGAGCUCUUGCACGCUUUGGGUUUCUCAUCGAGCUUAUUCGCGUUCUUCCGAGACUCUAGGGGCGAUCCCCUGACUCCCCGGGGUUCGGAUGGAAAGCCGCCUAUUAACCGCAAACUUCAAUUGAGACAAUGGAGCGACAAGAUCAUCAAGGAGAUUGAACGCACAUGGAAGGUCCGCUCAGGCAUGGUGACCCGGCGCGUGAGUGUCAUGGUCACUCCCAAAGUGGUCGAAGAGGUUCGCAAGCACUUCGGUUGCCCCACUUUGGAAGGAGCGGAGCUGGAGGACCAAGGAGGCGAUGGAACUGCCCUGACCCAUUGGGAGAAACGCAUCUUUCAGAACGAGGCCAUGACUGGCACGGUUCACACGCAAAACCCGGUUUACUCCCGGAUGACCUUUGCCCUCAUGGAAGACUCGGGCUGGUAUUUGCCAAACUACGAUUUGGCAGAAAAUAUCGAAUGGGGCAAGGGAUUAGGCUGCGACUUUGCCCAGAAGAGCUGCAUGGAGAUUCUGGAGAUGAAAGAUGAGCGGUUCCCAUUUUGCAACACAGUCAUGCAAAGCGACUCACGAACCUAUUGUACUCACGACAGCCGCUCGGUAGGAAGUUGCAAUCUCGUCCAGUUCGCUAAACCUUUGCCCACCCUGUACCAGAACUUCAACGAGUUGGAAGGCGUAUCCCCCAGCGACAUCUCUCGGGUGGGUAGCUCGGUGACUCUGGCGGAUUUCUGUCCGUACAUCCAGGAAUUCACGUGGAAGUCCACCAGCCAAUCCAAGGAGCGGGGCACGAGAUGCGCCCAAGCUCAGAAUGCCCCCGUGGGGGACAACAACUACGCCUUGGAGCAAUACGGCAAUGGGACACGCUGCUUUGAGCAAGGGGGCAAAUGGGAACAGAAGAGUUGCCGGACGCUUAAGCAAUGGAAACGCUAUGGAGCGGGUUGUUAUCCCUAUGAGUGCAAAGAUGGCGGCCUCAACAUCGUGGUGCGCAACGUCAGCCUUCCGUGCUCUGAAGAAGGCCAAGUGAUCGAUGUUCGCUUGAAGUCGGGGAAAUGGCUUCAUGAAGGAACGGUGGUGUGUCCAAAAUGCGAGGACAUCUGUUCAAAUUGUCAGGUACAGAAGCAAGCCCGAACGGAUCCGGACCUUUUCAUGGAUGACGUAGAAAAUACGUGCUUUGAGGGAGGUGCCAACGGGCUCAACGGUUUCUUCAGCACUUUCGGCUUUAGCUUGAAUGACAACAAGAAACGGUGAUGAUGGAUGAAGAGUCAUCCAUAUAUUCCCAAUGUUUACAGUAUUCCAAUUCAAAUUGAUAAGUCUGACAAUGUCCUGGUUCAGAAUAAACUAUGACUUCUUUGAGCUCUA
This is a messenger RNA of Tigriopus californicus, 2224 nucleotides long. Its product is annotated as leishmanolysin-like peptidase. The coding region runs from base 119 to 2113 and encodes 664 amino acids. Lineage: Eukaryota; Metazoa; Arthropoda; Copepoda; Harpacticoida; Harpacticidae. The record is from RefSeq and is a predicted model, not a curated record. Gene Ontology annotation, cellular component: membrane; cytoplasm. Gene Ontology annotation, molecular function: metalloendopeptidase activity. The transcript has 8 exons. Gene Ontology annotation, biological process: proteolysis; cell adhesion.